AUGCUUGAAGACGACGACACAUUCCUCCCUACGCCUCAAGACAGACUCAAAGCCGACAUUAGCGAUCUACGCCAUCGAUUGAACAAGGCACGAGAAGAAAAGCAACGAUUGGAGCGUGAAAUCAUGGAAGAGCGGAUAGGAUAUAUUGCUGCAACACGCUUUUCAGAGGAAAUUCGAGAUACGACGCGUUACAAGGCUUCUCAAAUGACGCAAAUUCAACAACAGAUCCUCGAGCAAUGGAUGGCAGUGUCGUCGGCACGAUGUGUACAAGAAAUAGUGGGCUAUUAUCGUUUGGCUGGACGCACCACCUUUCAAUUUCAAGGGAAUACGGGUAUCCGGCUUGAGACAUAUUACAAAGCCAAGUACUACGAGCCUUAUUACCUUCUUUUGAGCAAUCCUGCAUCCAUGAAAUACAAUUCUAUCUCAGUCGCCCAGCAUACAAUUCCUUUCUUCAUUCCAGUGCAAGAGAUGGUGGAUACAUUCCUGCCACAUGAUAUGGAGGCUUUAUUACGGAUACUUCAUGUGUUUUUACUUGCGUAUGUAUCGAGACGAGAGCAGGUGGAAGAACUCGGCGUCUAUUGCAAAGAGCGAGCCUCCUUUGUUGGCAUUUCUGCUGAGAGAAAGGCGAAAGAUCAUAUCAUCCUAGCAGAAAAAAUCGACGUGGAGCAGGACAAGGAGGACAAGGACAACAACAACACGACGAUCCGAGUCGAAUUGAUCUAUGACGACUUGACAUCCGAAUAUCCUACCAAAGUGAAGACGAGCAUACCUUCUUUGAUCCAAACGACCUAUGACACAAAAGAGAUAGAGACAAAAUUUCAGACAUACAAGCUAUUGGAUGCAUAUAAAACAAUUUUUAGUGCGUGA
This is a messenger RNA of Lichtheimia ornata, 867 nucleotides long. RefSeq lists its product as uncharacterized. The transcript has 7 exons. Gene Ontology annotation, cellular component: Mis6-Sim4 complex; kinetochore. NCBI's taxonomy places the organism in Eukaryota, Fungi, Mucoromycota, Mucoromycetes, Mucorales, Lichtheimiaceae. The coding region runs from base 1 to 867 and encodes 288 amino acids. The record is from RefSeq and is a predicted model, not a curated record.